Vittaforma corneae ATCC 50505 is the source of this 1092-nucleotide messenger RNA. Its product is annotated as developmentally-regulated GTP-binding protein 1. Gene Ontology annotation, biological process: cytoplasmic translation. Lineage: Eukaryota; Fungi; Microsporidia; Nosematidae. Gene Ontology annotation, cellular component: cytoplasm. Bases 1 to 1092 code for a protein of 363 amino acids. The transcript has a single exon. The record is from RefSeq and is a predicted model, not a curated record. Gene Ontology annotation, molecular function: GTP binding; GTPase activity.
AUGAGCUCAACACUUGAAAAAAUAAAAGAAAUAGAAGAUGAAAUGGCCAGAACUCAAAAGAAUAAAGCCACAUCAUUUCAUCUGGGAAUGCUCAAAGCAAAGCUAGCCAAAUUACGAAGAGAAUUAAUUGCUCCACAGAAAGGAUCCGGUACAGUUGGGGAAGGCUUUGAUGUUGCUAAAACAGGAAUUGCAAGAGUAGGAUUUGUUGGGUUUCCCAGCGUGGGGAAGAGUACAUUGAUGUCAAAGCUGACAGGGGUUUAUAGCGAAGUAGCUGCAUACGAAUUUACAACACUUACCACAAUUCCGGGAGUUGUGAAAUACAACGGAGCAAAUAUUCAAAUACUUGAUCUUCCUGGUAUUAUUGAAGGAGCCAAGGAUGGAAAGGGACGCGGACGGCAGGUAAUCGCAGUCGCAAAGACAUGCUCGCUCAUCAUCGUAUGCCUUGACGUUACAAAACCCAUUACGCACAAGAAAGUGAUAGAAAAGGAACUGGAGGCGUCUGGUAUUAGGUUGAAUAGACAGCCACCGAAAAUCAGAAUUACGAAAAAGGAGAGAGGUGGCGUUACUGUUUGUGGAGGAGACUUGGAUCAUGAGCUAGUUCGAAGCGUACUCCAUGAAUUUAGGAUAAACAAUGCUGAUGUUAAUAUUUCAGAGCAGGCUACUAUUGAUGAUUUGAUUGAUGUAGUCGAGGGUAACAGAAAGUACGUUCCAGCGAUAUACGUUCUGAACAAGAUAGAUUCAAUAAGUAUUGAAGAGCUAGAUAUUAUUUCUAGAAUUCCUCACACCGUUCCCAUAAGUGCGGAGCAUGGUUGGAACUUCGAUACUCUUUUGAAGAAGAUUUGGGAAUAUCUUGAUCUGAUAAGAAUUUAUCCUAAGCCCAAAGGAUCACCGAUCGAUUACGAUGAACCAGUAAUUUUGAAAUCUAAAAGGAGGAGUGUUGAGGAUUUUUGUAAUGCCAUUCACAGGGAUAUAAUUAAGAAAUUCAAGUAUGCAAUAGUUUGGGGUAGCUCUGUAAAGCACACUAAGCAGAAAGUUGGAAAGGACCACGUAUUGAAUGACAGUGACGUAGUUCAAGUAAUAAAAGGCGUAUAA